Trichomonas vaginalis G3 is the source of this 825-nucleotide messenger RNA. RefSeq names its product cyclin-dependent kinase inhibitor 2C-related family. Gene Ontology annotation, biological process: protein localization to ciliary inversin compartment. Gene Ontology annotation, cellular component: ciliary inversin compartment. Gene Ontology annotation, molecular function: protein binding. The record is from RefSeq and is a predicted model, not a curated record. The transcript has a single exon. Lineage: Eukaryota; Parabasalia; Trichomonadida; Trichomonadidae. The coding region runs from base 1 to 825 and encodes 274 amino acids.
AUGAAAUACUCUGCGAUGUAUAAUACAUUUGAAAUUGCAGAAUUUCUUAUUUCACAUGGAAUCAAAAUUCAAGGAAAUGAUGAAACCAAAGUAACUUACAAUGUUUUAUUUUCUCAAAGAAUUCAUAUCAAUAAAAGUGAUAAAGAAUUAAUGACUGCACUUCAUUUAGCUGCAGAAAAUAAUAGCAAAGAAACUGCCAAAGUUCUCAUUUCACAUGGAAUUGAUAUAAAUGAAAGAGAUAAAUUGUUAAUGACUGCCCUUCAUUUCGCCGCAAAAAAUAAUUGCAAAGAAACAGUAGAAUUUCUUAUUACUAAUGGUAUUGAUAUCAAUGCAAGAGAUAAAUUCAAUAGAACUGCUCUUCAUUGUGCAGUUGAAAAUAAUUUCACAGAAAUCGCAAAAAUUCUAAUUUUGCAUGGUAUCGAUAUAAAUGUAAGAGAUAAUCUAUCAAGUUCUGCCCUUUAUUAUGCAGUGAAUAAUAAUAACAUAGAAAUGGCAAAAGUUCUUAUUGCCCAUGGUGCAGAUAUCAAUAUAAAUGAUCACUUUGGACGGCCGAUUCUUCACAACAGAAUUAUUAAUGGUAGUAAAGAAAUGAUUGAAUUUCUAAUCUCUCAUAAUGCGGAUAUUAACGCAAUAGAUAAAUAUGGGAAGACAGCACUCCAUAUUGCUGUAAAGAUAAACCGCUUAGAAAUUGUAGAUAUUCUUAUUUCGCAUGGAGCAGAUCUAACAAUAAAAGAUAAGAAUGGAAAUACUCCCCUUAUUCAAGCAGAACAGUUUUAUAGGAAAAAAAUAAAGGAAUUUCUAAUUUCUCAUGGUGCUUCUUCAUGA